Messenger RNA from Pocillopora meandrina, 13483 nucleotides. The record is from the annotation of a GenBank genome assembly. NCBI's taxonomy places the organism in Eukaryota, Metazoa, Cnidaria, Anthozoa, Scleractinia, Pocilloporidae.
UCCACAAUAGCGAGAAAGACUGGAACAAACUAGAUCCAGUACCCAUGCAUUUUCAAUAUGGCAGAUAACGAGAUGAACAUAAACUUCACUUCUUCGUCAUUUUGGAACCAAAUAUGAAACUAGGGGUGGACUUUACGUUAUGGAACGACAGUUAAUUUAUCUGCGACGUAUGAAGAAGAAUGGACGGGACAGAACUUAGAAAUAUUCAUGUUGUGCCUCAAAAUACAGAAGCGUAUAAACAACAACAAAAAGAUGACACGGUGAGGUGAAUUCUGCAAAUACAAAUAGUACAUAGUUAAAACCUACAUAUUCCCAUCUAGGUUACGAAGAAAAAGAGUCGUUUCUUGUUCCAAGUUCUUCGUUUAUUAUAUCUCUCCUCAAUAGUUUUGCAGCUAAGGAAGAUAAUAAAAAAAUAAGUCCUUUUUUUGGAAGGAUAGCAUCCCUAUGUGCACGUUCACCGUUUUUACUAGGGUAUGCCUCCUUUAUUAUAGAAUUAGUGCAAAAGAUGAAUAAAUGCCUUAGUGAACCAAUAAAUAAAAGUCGCAUAUAUUUACAGGAUUAGCUUACUCUCAUCAUAGCACACUUGCUGGCCAAGGAGAGUAUGGACAGUGUCUCAGCUCAUUUAAACAGUAAUAAAGUGAAGAUCACUUAAACUGAAGAGCAAAUUCAAGCAUUUACGUAUUUAUGACUUGGCAAAUAAUUUUUUGUCUCCACUAACAUAUUGAAAUGUAGUGCAUUUUACCGUUUUCAGUUGCAUUUGCACAACAAACAUGUUCAAGGGGAUUCCACCUUUAUCCCAGGACCUUGUCACCACAACAAGAAGUUUGCCUGUGUUUUCAUCCCUUGUGUUGUACCUUUGUUUUACAUUGGAGGAGAACUGUAUGUAUAACUAUGGUUUUCAGCUAUUGCUUUCAGUUAUGGCUAAAUGAUUUUUCUGCUUGCAAGAAAGAAGUUAGCUACUGUUAUUGUCACUUAAUUUGGGUUGGAUCAGCCAACAUAUAACAGACAAACUACCUCCCAUUUUAAUCUUAUCUUAAAUGAUGUUGAAGUUAUUCUUAUUUUUCAAUAUGUUAACAUUGAAACUAAUACAAAAAUGCUAUGUAAUGCAUGCAAAAAAUGCAACAGCCUGGUGCAGAAAUUUACUUCCAACCUCUAAGAGUGGGCAGCAUUUAAUUUCUCCUUACAAUAUCACCAUUGAAUCAGAGUCACAAGAAUAAAUGAAAUGACCACCAACCAAAGAAGCUCUUGAUUGGGUAAAAGUGAAGAACAGUUCCUGAAAGAUACUGUCAGCCAAGUCAGUCAGCUGACAGUUGGCUGACUGUUGGCCAAUUGUCUGCUGACAGUUUUCAUUACAUGUCAGGCCAAAGUUUUGGCCAACUGUCGGCCAACAGUCAACCUGGCAGCAAAAAUGUGAAAAAGUUAUGUAAAAGCAAUGAAAUCAAAUUGAACAUACACAAAUCUCUGUGUGAACACAAAUUUGUCCAGAAUCUCUUGUAGCAUGACCAAUAAUUUUAUCAUCUCAAAAUUGAUUGUAUUCAUCAUUUUUUUCAAUAUUAACAGAUUGUUUGGUUUUGCUGUGUUCUGUAUUUUGAUGAUGUAUCUUGUGGAAAACACUUCAAGAUGUAGAAAAAGGUGGUUCAAGUUUGAUAAUUUUUGUGAGAAUUUAUUCCUGUUGAAGUGUGCAUGCUGGCUGGUUGAUUAGUUCUGGUUAAGAUAUUGUUUAAGCUUAUUUAUUUUAUGAGUAUUUACUGCAUUUGAUGACCAACUAGAAAUUAAAUCCAUUUGACGUAGAGUAUCCGGAUAGCUCAUGUCCGCAAUAGUAUGUGUUAACUUAACGCCAUAUCUCUUUCCUAUAGGUCUUUGGUGGCAUAUGUCGUUUCAGUCCUGCUUUUCCAAUUAUCUUCAAUAUUUUGCCUUGUUCCCUUUCUAUGGUAAGUUUAAACAGAGAGAUUAUUUUCAAAAGGUAGUUGUAAUAAUGAGUAAAUGAAGAGUAGUUAUUGUGUAGUCUUAAAUAAAAGUAACUUUUGAACAAGCUAAAUGCAGUUAAGUACAAUGUACCAGGUAGUCUUUUUUUUAAGGUGAAUAGUAAGGGGUGAUACAGUCUCCUUUAUUAAAAAAAAAGUCUUUUUUUGAAUCAUUUCUAUAUUCCUAGCUCACAAGAGCACCACUCUGGGAUCCAGGAUAUUUGUUGAUACUCAGUACUAUAAAUAUUUAUAGUGUGCUGAUAAUGAAAUCUAUUUUUCUUUUUCCCUUCUGUAGGAAAUCAGUAUUUAACCUUGGACUUAUAUUUAUUUACAAUGUAUUUAUUGUGCUGUCAGGUAAAGGAGCUGGAUGAUUAGCAGUUGUAUGUGGCAAUAUUCAAAACCCAGGAUUUUUUUUAUGUAAAUUAACAUGACUGUUUUAAUCUCUUUUAUGAAAUUUAUUUUUGAAGGUGGUGUUGGUCUCUUCCAGUUUAAGCAACUACAGUAUGAAGAGCCUGAGUUUAUAAAGGUGACUAAACUUUUCAAUUUAUUGGUGCAAAUCUAUUGUACCUUGUUUUAAUAAAAGGGUCACAGCAUUUUCCCUGAGUUCAAUCAGUUAGAGCAACAGCCCUCUAUGUGUAUUUGCCAAAUUACUGAAACAUACAAAACAAGGAUGUGUUUCAUAUAAGAUAAAAAUGAACACCUCUUUGAUUAGAAUAAGAGAGAUUGUAAAUUUUGAACUCUAAGUUAUCCAUAAAAGAAUGGUGAUACAAGUAACCAUCUUUCUUAAUUUAGUCACUUAUAAGAUGCUUUCUUCAUUGCUGAUCCUAUCUAUGUGCAGGACAUGUGUCUCAUUUGAGCCUGGCUUACCUUAGAAUUUCCUGCUGUUUAGUAGUAGGGCAACGGAAUGCAAUGUCAAAAAAUAUGAUUCCUGGACAGGGAUAGAGAUAAUUUCUUUGCUCCAUGCUUGUAACAGAAACAAAGAACUUCUAACAUAAAAUUUCACAAAAAUCAAGCCAAUAACACAUAACAAAGUGAAGCGAACUUGGUGAAAGCUCACCAAAAUGCAAUCCUUUUAAUCUUCUUCAAUGUUCCUUGUUCUUUCUCUUACUGAGAUAUCCUGUUUACAUGAUUUCAAGAACUUUAAUUGUUGUAAAAUGUUUUAUUUUCUCUCUGUAGAACAUGGAGUAUGUAAUAUACAUUAGCUAUCCAAUAGUUGGCCAGUUGACACUGACGGCAGUAUCAGGAAAUGUGUUCAGCUGGUCUGUUGCACCAUUCUUUUGUAUUAUAUUUGGGUGAGUAAAUUAAGUCCUCUAUUUUCUCCAGUAUUGAGACAUAAUACAAUAAUACCUUGACAAUGAACUGAGUUCUUUUGUGUUGACGUGGAAAUAAACAUAAUGAGUUACUUCGCUCAUUAAGCCAUGUCUGACCAGGUAUUUCAUCUUACACUGUAUAUCCACUGAAAAAUAUCAGUUAAUUAAUUGUUCAUUUGGAGAAAAUUAUGUGAUAUUUAAUGAAUGCUAAGUUGAUUCAGUACGACAUAUUAUCAACACUUUAAUUGAUUUUUUAGGUUCCUUUUUCUUCAAAUUUUCUAUCCUCCAAGUCGCUCUUCUUUCAUUUAUCAUGAUGUAGUACAUAAGGCUGGGGAGGAAAGACCUCCUGAACGUAAGUGAUUAAUAGCAACCUUGGUUACACUUGUUGUACUUCAAAGAAAUAGUUUUGUUCUUUACAUUAAAACCUUCUUCAUCAACUUGAUAUUUCUGAUUUUCUUCUGCAGAGAACUUCCAUUUCAUCAAAAUUAACAAAUAUUUAUAUUUGAAUAAAGAAAGUACCUUGACUGUUGUCUUAAGUUUCAUUUAGAGGCAGUCAGAUUAAUUUCUAACUCUUGAAAUGGAUGUCACAUCUAGGGUGUGAGCUGUUAGCUGUGUGUCAGCUGUCUUUGGGAAAGAAAAUGAUGAUACAAAUUAAUGAGUAUAUUUUUCCAUUGGAAGAUUUUCUUUUAGGGUCCUUAGAGACGUAACAACAACUGAGUAAGUUUUGGCAAAAAUAUAAGCAUGCUUUUUUAAAAUCAUAAUGUGAUGAUAAACUUCCUUUCAGGUUUCCUUUUAAGUAGUCUUGAAAAGACGCUGCUGUUGGUAAACCUAGUUACUGUCCCAGGCAGCAUGUUUAUUGUGAUUAAUUUUAUGGACUUCUUGCACAUAAUUACUUGGGUGAGUAUUUAUUCUAAAGAAACAUUAUCUUGAGAAUUUCUUUGAUUAGUUUCUCGUAUUCAGUGAUAACUGCAAUUUUUUGGUUCUUGUACAUGAAGAUACACCUUUACAUCAUUAUCCACUGAUCAAACUCAGCUUGCCGCAGUUUCUUUCCUUUCUCAAUUUGAUAAUUAAGCAUACCUUUUCAGUUCUUUUGUGUUGCAAAUUUUCAACCCCAAUGCUCUAUAUCCCAUUUUUGUCAGUUCUCAUUAGUUAACUGGUUACAAAUGCAUAUUUUUGUAUGACUGGCACUGCAAGUAGGCAAGGUGAAGCAAAUAUUGCUUUCUUGUUGUCUACCUUAGUGAGAAAGAUGAGCCAUUUUGUCAAACCAGUAUUGUCUUCUUUGUUUGUGUGUAGCUAUAUUUGUGCAGAGGAUCUUACUAAGAAUGUAUUAGUCUCAAACAGACUUUAUAGAAUGUUCUUCCCUGACUCAUAACUCAGUAGGGGAAUAUGAUUUUUUUUUACUGUAUUUCCUCUACAGAUUAAAUUGAUGUUAUGUGGUGUUCUUCCUAUCUUUCUCUGUACUUGUUUGGAUAUUGACGAUGAGAUAGAAUUUUUGGGUAAGGUUCACAAACACAGAGUCUAUUAAGCUGAUCACAUGUAACAGUAAACAUUUGGAAGAUGAAGAAUGAACUCUGAAUUCAACAUGUCCUACAAGAUAAAUUGUGAGUGCAACUUGACCCCACAACUGGUUGAAGCAGUGACUCUUUACAGAGGCCAGUUACCACCACUUAGUGCCUAGAGAAUUAUGGCCUUUAUUCUUGUGUAAUAAAAUAAGACUUGAAUUGGACAGUUUGCAUCCACAGAUUAUAUAGAUACAAAAGUUGUUCUUUCUUUACCUUAAAUUAUAAACUAUGACAUUCACAAAGUGCAGUAAAUGAUUUGAUGUUACAAGGAAUGCUACUAUUUUUAAUGACAAGGCAACUAAUAUACUUUUCUCUUGCUGUGUAAUUUCUUCCAUACCACUAACAUUAGAUCAUUUUAAUUAAAAUCAGAAUUGUCAAAAGAUGCUGUGGCCAAAACAAAACUAGGAUCUGGAGUGGGGAGUUUGGUAAGUUCAAGCUUUGUCACGAACAUAGUGUCAAACAUAGUGUCAAACAUAGGAUAUCAGUGUAUAAAUCAAUGUUGGCCAGCCACAUGCCAAUUUUCCCUGGACAGUGUCAAAGAGCACACACCAAACAACUUUUCAUAAGCAAUACUUCAUGAAAAAAAGAGGUAAAUUUGGAGCAUUCACAGAACUUUUGAAUGGAAUCAAAAGUGCCAAAAGUAGUACAAAAGAAAACUGGAUACUUUUUGAAAACAAAGGUGAUUUCAUUGUGGGUAUUUGUUAAUAAUUCAUUCUUUUAAGCUUCACUAGACAAGUUAUACGUUCUUAAAACAUUAGUAUUGACUGGCUCUUGUUGUUUUUGAAUCAUGAGAGGGUGCUCAAAUUUUCGACCUAUUAAAAUACAUGAACAAAUGACAUGACAUGAGUAAAGUGUGUGUGCAUGUGUGUAACUGCAGCUGUGUUCUUAUCAUAAGAGGAAUUAUCUAAAUACUGGGAACUUUACGACAUCAAUUCAGAAUUUAAUAUCAUGAAGAAUUUUUUCUUUGCUGGGUUUUUUUGUUACUUACAAGCAGCAUGACACUUGCAGUCUAUGAAUUUCAUUGUUUUUACUGUUUUUGUAACAGUAUGAAUGUUAUGUGUUACUUAAAUAAUGAAAUUAAAAGUUACAAGGUAUACUGUGUAUGAUUAUAGCAUUUAUUCUAUUUUCCUUAAAAAGGUUUGUAACUCUUAUUGUCACUAAUAAUGUACUAAUCUAUUUGUACAACUACUAAACAUAAUUAUUUGGUUUGUUUGUUUUGUUUGUUUUUCUCGUCAGCUACUGUUGGUUGUAAUAUUGAUUUCAUCUGGUACUGUGGGUUUCCGUAGUCUACCAAUAAUUCUAGGAAAUGUCAUCUGUGGUGUUUUAAUUGUGAUCACUAGUGGACAAGAAAAGUGGAGGGUAUGUCAAAUAAAUCUCAGCAAUGACUAUAAAAAGUCCUCUUUAGUAAUUAUGUAGCUUCUCUGGCUGUUACCUACUGUACAGAUGCCUACACAUCCCAGCAAGCCAUUUCUAUCAUCAUAAACAAAGAUUAAUGCUAUAAAUUAAUAGUUAUUCUAUUAACACUAGAUCAAACAUAUCACCAAGUUGAAAUUUUCCUCUUGGAACAACUAAGGAAUAGUAAUAAUCUGCACUAGAGUGUAUGUUUUACUAAAAUUAUGACCAUAAAUUGCACUGCUAAAAAGUGCAGGAUACUUCAUGUUGUCAGAAACUAAAGCACAUAAAAAUAUCAGCUUAGAUUUUUCCCCAUAUAUUCAUUAAUUCUUGUAUCUUGUUGUCAAUGAUAUUAAAACAGUCAGGAAUACAAGUGCUUUUUCACCUUCUUUUCAAUAAUUUUCUAUCAGCAGUUUUUGUCUAUGUUGUCUUUUUCUAAACUUUAUUGUUCCCUAAGAACCAAAAAGCCUAGGCCACACCUACAUUUUUUCCCUCAGAAAGUAAAGUUCUUAUCACUUACCUGUGGUUUACUGACCAGCAUUUCUCUUUUGAUUGUGUGUUGUGAUAAUAUAAAAAUGUAUGAGUGCUAAUUCUCAAUUUCUUCUCAGCAAUUUAUUAGAAAACCUUUUUUAAAGUAACUCUUUUUAAAUAUAAUUAUUUGCAGGUUUAUCAGAAUUCUUUAUAUGCAGUACUUGGUAUUUUGUCUCUUCUUGGUGUAUGUAUGCUGCCCUGGACGCUAAUGUAUCCUUGAGGAAUUUUACUCAUAUUUAGCCUAUAAAUGUACUAUUUGAUCUGGGUAACCACAGCUUAAGAUGCCUUGUUAUGAAGUUUUGUGUGUGUUUUAAAAGGUUAUAAAUACAUUUUAGACCACCCGCUAUGAGUUUAGAGGACGGUGACGCAUGACUAUUGGACAGAUUAACAAGACAUCGAGUGGCUUCUCACUUAACCAUUUUUGACUUAUUUCAAUUCUAGCAUUGUUUAAAGUUGGGAUUGUUUUAAAACGUUUCCUCGUAUUUCUUACAAUAAUUCUUGGGUAGAUCAAGUUUACUAUACAUGUUAGUUAUUUCUUCAGAUAGAUCCUAAUAGUAUAUAUUUUCAAAGACCAAAUAAACAAGGUCAUUCUUAUUUAGAAAUCCUUAACAAAUGGAAGAUACCAUUUCCAUUUUCUUUCACUCCCUCUCUGGGGAGUUAACUUUCUUCUUGGACUAGUUUCUUGUCUCUCAGUACUCUGUGUAUAUCUUGUUUCUCACAGUACUAACAGAGAAUGGAUAAAUCCUCUUCUAGUUUUUCAGUCCGUAGGUAAGGCUCCUGAAACGCAAAUUUGGUUAUUUUGGAUCGCAUUCCAUUUAGGUUUCUAACCCAACUACCGGUAAUUACAAAAUCCAAUCAGAACAAAAGAAAAGAACACAAGGAGCUUAGUGGAGCUUAACAUAGAAGCAGGCAAAUUCUCUGAGGCACAGAAAACGCGCAAAGAAGCGAAACUUCAUUGCAUGUCUGUUUUAUUCUCAGAUUUUGAAAGUGUAGUGGCGAGAAAACGUACUCAUGUUGGUUGAUGCAUUUUUUUCUUCUUUUUUUAAAAAAAAAUUAGGUUUCCAUGGUGGGAUCAAAUAUGACUUGCUUUUUUUAUUUUUACAGUAUUUGUGCUUUGUGAAAAUAUCCUUGCUAAAGAAAGCCUCUAUCCAGUCUAUUUUCUUGUGGGGACCAUGCUCUGUGCUAGUUACAUUUUUGAAAGGUAUUUAGAACAUUGUCCAAUUAUAGCGAGGACGUUUUGGCACACAAGAGCCCUUACCUUACAAGCAACUUCUGCAGACAUUCGCCAACAGCAAAAUUUCCUCAUAGACGGAACUCAGUUUCCUCAUACAAUUUCCUCCAAAACAUAAGCACGCUUAAGAUAAUCUAUGCCUUUGUAGAUCAUAUAGGUAAUGACUAGUAAUUGCAAGUAUGCUUUUAGGUUGCACAGAGUAGGCAAGCUCCAUUCCCAGUCUAUGUUACUGUGUAUUGCAGUCCAUGGUUCAAAGGUGCCCCUGUGUUUAUCGCUGGUCCUCCCCUUCAGACAGACAUCCUCUGUAUUGCUUCCCAGCAUAGUAGUUAUAUCACCUGCAGUACUCAUGUUCAUUUUUACGUACGUUGUAAGCAAGAUAAUUGAGUCGCCUGAGGACCUCUCAAUAAAUGAGGUAAGUUUUCUCUUAAAAGGAAAAAAACAGUCACUCUUUUCGCUGGAAAACAAAAUUUAUUUCUAAUUUGAGCCGGCUGCCAACAGGCUGUCGGUUUUGAAUUAAAUCGUUUGCACCGAUCACAGAAAAAAUAAGCAGCACGAAAGAACGAUCAGACCUAAAUUUCGUAAGAAUUGAGGAGUCCGUUUUGUUAUUGUUGUUAUAAUUUGUUUCUAUGCUGUUGCUGCUGCAAUCAAGUCCAUGUUAGGGCAUGGACUUGAUUGUGAAUUCGCUAUUUUAAAAACAGAAUAAACGCUUCGAGCAAUACUUUUCAGGAGAAGCAAAUCUGACUUUAAUUUGUUUCUUGGUCGUAGGGAUUAAAGCUUUGUAUGGCAUCAGGCAUUGUAACAGUUGCUGUAUACGAUGUGCUUGUGCUCCCUUUAUGGCUCCUAAUGACUCACAGAAUACCUUCGCCAGCGGACAUUCUGGGUAAGUGGGUCACUAGAUGUGGUGUUAUUGAAAAUAUCAGGGAACAGUUAUUCGUGUUAACCGCAGACAUGCAGAAAAAUGGCUUGACGCUAGCCUCCCUUUCCCGCAGAUCCUUACCUUUAUCCCGCCUUUACUCCGUUUGCAGUCUUUCCAAUGUAGGGAAAAAACUUUUGUGUUGAUAUUAUUUUUUUCCACCUCUGAGUUUUUUCGUUAGUUCCUAGUCUUAUCAGACCACAACCAGGUAACCUGUCUGAAGCACGUUUUUUGUGAUUGUUUCAGCUGGAGUGCUGUUCAUCUGGGGAGCCAUAUGCCUCAAGUUGUCCCACAUGCACUUUUCACACAAUCUCUUCCUUAAGAGACUUAACAUCCUUGUUCUGUGUGUGAGUGUUUUAGUGGAAAUUAUUCAACCAGACUUAAAUGUUUACAGGGUGAGUGCUAUGUACCCUUUUGGUGUUUUAAAGAGAUAUGAUUGCUAUGAAUGGUUAUUGGUUAGUACACGUAACUGUAUCAUGUUAGGACUUGACAUCGAACCAAGGCUUCAUAGAAUCCUCUCCUCCUGAUAGAAGGCGAAUUCGUAGUAUGUGCAUAACUGUUGUUAGUUAACGUCAGUACACAUGCUCGUCAUUUAAGUACCACUAAGGGCGGUGCUCAAUUUAUUUGAUAUGUAAUAUAAUUAUUUCUUAACCAGGUACUGCAAGGCGCCUUGGUGUUUGUGAUCUCACUGUUUUAUCCAUUCUUCAGCAAUGAAAGCGUUCUAUCAUCAGAGUGAGUUUAGUCUGUUUGUCAAUCAGAAUCUUAAAAUUAACGCCGCCCUCAGAAAAUUGACUGACUAGUGCCCUUUGUCUAUAAUGAAAGUAAUUUCAAUCAGAGACUUGGAGGUUUGUGGUUACUGCUACGCAAAAUGGGUAAAGGGGAUAUUUCUUGUUCUUGUUAUUUUAAGCAGCAGUAAGAAUUCAUAUAUAUACCUCUCGGUUUUUGGAAUGGAAUUCGUCAAGUAGCAGUCAGAAACGUUUUUAGUGGUAUGGGUUUUAUUUUACGUGAUAAUGGGGUCUUUCAUGAUAUACUUCCUCGGCAUCGAUGUAAAUUACUUUUUACAAAUUAUGAGAUAAUUGUUUACUUACUUUUAGGCGAAGAGUUUUACUGCCGUGGUUAGCGGUAAAAUUUUUUUCUUUUACUUUUUCUAGAGCCACUGUACUGCCUUGGCUAAUUCUUGUUGCUUUAUCAGUGCUAUUAGCGGUAUUAACUAAACUUAUAACGUUUGAGCAAGCGUCUUGGUCACAGAGGCUUGCUGUUGCCGUUUUAAUCGGCUUUGCUCUGGGUUUCAAGGUUUCCUCCGCGGUAAGUGUAAAGAGGAUCGUCUAUAAUUUCCAAUGCCGUCAUUUCUGAAUAAUCGAACUGAGAUACAUACUUAAGUGAUUAGGUGUGAAUCCCUGGCAUUUGAGUUCCAUGUCAAACAUGAAGGCGUUUACUCUAAGGUCCGAACACAAAGACGACUUAACCACGCGUCAUCGAAAUAUCAGUAGCUUAAGUUAGACCUAACCUCAUCUGCUCGGAAUAGAUGCGACUUUAAUCAGAUGGACACUUGAGCCACACCAUCUCAACUCACUGUAUAGCUUCGUUUUUUCUGUAGAUGAUGCCUCCAACAACUCGUCCACUUCUGGUCAUUCUCCUGUUUGGAAUUUCUUCCAGCUUUACAUUUUAUUUAUUGAUAAUUUCCUGGAAGCCGAUUUUUGGAGAAGCACCCCCAAAUUUGAGGUAUCUAGCUACAAAAUUAAGUUCCAACCAGAAAAUCUACAGCGAAUAUUUUAUCCAGGCCACUUUUGUUAUCGAGUUUUUCCCCUUGAUGAGAGUUUGACCUAUGUUUUUUCUUAGGCGAUCACGGAAACAGACCAGAUCCUUAAAAAACAUCUAAUUGUAAUAACGUAGUCAUGGAAAAUAGGGAAAAAUGAAAAAAGGCAAUGAGAAUUAAUAUGCUUAAAAGUUUCCUUCCCAGGAUCAUAGCAGUUAUAAAACAUGAUAAGGAACUGAUUUAGGUUUAUUUCAAUUGGUUAACACGCGUCUCCUUUCCUGUUGUUUGGGUGAUUUUUAUAUAUAUAAAAUAUCUAGACACCCUACUGUCACGAUGCCUCCCUCCACCCAGGAGUAAAAAUGGGUACUGGCGAAUUGUCAGAGAAGCCUGAUGAAACGCUGGAGGGUACCCUUAGGAUGAGUGGCAUCUCAUCCAAGGGGGGAGUAGUAAUACUCCUAGGCGCUUCAUGUUACAUGGGAAGAAGGUCCGAUUGGGUGGGCUAGUAGGCUCGAGUACAAACUUUACCUUUACCUCUACAAUAUCUGGCAUGAACAACGAUAAUUUAGAUUUGACUAGACAUUCCUAAUGAGCCAUUUUUCCUUUCGUGUUUGAUUUGGCUAUUUCAUUACAACGCUAUUGCAGCUAGGUGAAUCUUAAGUUAAUCAAAUGACUACAUUUAAGAUUGCACAAACAGUCAUGUUAGUUCGCGUUUCGUGCUCAGGUUUUCUAGGUAAUCCCAUGAUUUCGAGUGCAAUGUGAGAUAAAUCAGUACCAGUGAUUUUUUAAAAGUUUUUUCUGUCAAUUGAUUUAAUUUCAAUUUUUGACGUGUUCACGGCCAAUUACCAUGCUGACAUUUUCCUAUCUACGUGAGCGGAAACUUUCGAAAUAGGUCUUAUGCAUGCUUACGUCGGAAACCCAAUAUCACCCCAAGCCUCACUUUCAAGGUGUGAGCUUGUGAAUUUUAGCAAAAAAAUAUUCCAAAAACACUCAAAUCAAAGGAAAGCUCACAUGGAAACAUCACGGAAGUGAAAAAAAAAGAUUUAUGAAAGUGUUGGUGCACAAGGGGCUUGUGGCUGAAUAUUCUGCAAAUGACGUUAUCCCGCUAAGUGAUCUUUGACAAAGAAACCGAAGUUCUCUUUGGUUAGUUAACUUAUUGGUUUUGUCAUCUGUUUGUGCUCUCUUCAUUAAUUUCAGCAUGCCAUAUGUGCUUCUAAAUGGUUCUUUUUUGGCCUGCAUCUUGUCAGAGACUGUAACUUCUAAACCCCUGGAUGUAUUGAAAGGUCAGUUAACGAAAAGGCCCAUCACAUUUUUUUAAUGUUACUUUUUUUUUCGUGUUUCUAUUCUUUCUCAAAAUGAUCUUCACAAUCUUCUUCGCUUUCUUUAAGGAUCGCACAAACCGCCUCCAGUCCUCUCCAGUUCGUUUUAUCAUUUGUGUCUUUACACUAUUUUGGGUUUGGGCCUUAGAAGAGAUGCUGUGGCACAAGAAGAUAGCCUGGUAAUUUUAGUAUGAACAUGUCGUGAUAAGAUUAUUUCUCUUUAUAGUUAGUUUAACAACUAUUUUCCUUGACUUUGUAUGUAGGAAGAGAAGAAAGGAAAGCUUCCGUCUGGACUCGUUCUUCAGAGUUUUUCGUUUUUCUCCAACAUUUCCAUAUGCAUCUCAUUUCUACUGCUUCUAAUGUGUUCUUCCUCGGACUAUUGGGAGCUGUGGGUAAGUGGUGUUUUAAAAACUAUAAACAACCGCAACAGCAAAUUGUUCUGUUUUCUCAUGAAGAUUUUCUGUCUUUUCGCAGAUUUCUUUGGCCGUUCUCCUAUUGUUAUUUCUGAGACCGGAAGGAUUGCCUUAUUUAAGAGGCAUUCGUGUUCAGUUCACGCCAACCUUACCUGCGACAGUAGCGUUAGCUCUGUGCAUGUACUCUCGGACAGUAACUGAAGCAUUACCAACGCAACUAUCUUUCUUCUCAGUUAUAGGUUAGCACACACCAUUAUUAACAUUUGAUAACCACCUGGCAAAGUAUAAUCGUGUGAAGGGGUCUGAGAACUAUAGAAGCGUCAUACUGGAAUUCACAACCUCGGGCUUGCGGCAGCUGUGCCCUAAUGGUUAUGUGCGGAAGCAAAUAGCAAACGAUUUUAUUUCCCAUCUCCUUAUCUUCUCGUACUAUAGACUGUAAAUUUAAGUAAAUAGAGUUAUGCCAAACCUAAUUUCGUUUCCUAUCGAACCGAACCCAGGCCUUUCCAUUCAGAUUCCAGCGCGCUAACUGGCAACAAAUAACAAAACAGCUGAGGGAAACCUGCCAAAAAGCUUGAGGAAGCAAUAAAUUGUUUCAUUCUCCGAUAGCAGGGAAUAGUAGUUGGUAAACUUCUUCGUUCUUCCUUUUUCUGUUCCGAGAAUACAAGACAUCCAUAUCCUUACUUUUCUUAGCCCUGAACAUUUUUAUAGUUUCUUUGAAGUAUUUUCACUUUACUCUACAGGUUACGUUUUGGAGAUGCUUAUCUUGGUCAGCUCCUCACCGACUUAUGUAGUCUUAGUGUGCACGAUAUGGCGCGCCGGCGAGAUGUCAUUGGUUGAACAACAACUGGUUAUGUUCACGGCUCCUAGCAACGUGGUGCUUUUGAUUUACUGCAGCACUCUGUCGGCAAAAAUCUUAGGCUUUGUCGGAAUUUCUGCAGUCUAUUGGCUGUUUUAUCAUGUAAAGAUUACUGAAAGUAAAUAGAAAUUUUUUAAUUUAGAAAUGCGCUGUUAUCCACAAUCUUUUAACUGCCCAGACACAGAUGAACUGGUAAAGUCCCGUUAGUCAACUGUUACGAUUGUCCAUUUCAACGGUGC